GGCCCUUAUUCCUGACUCGGAACCCGACUCAGCUUCCCCCAACCCUAUAUUGUUGAAGCAAAGCAACAAACACAGAGAUACAGAGCAUAGCAGAGCUGAGAGACAUUGAAACAAGGGACAUUAUAGAGAGCGUCGCGGCCAAUUUUCUUUGCAGAUUAAACCUUCGUAUUUUGGGGUUUUUGAGCUUUUCUCCUCUAUAUUUUUCAAUUUUUUUCCCCUUUGUUGAGGGUUUUUACUUUCGUAUGUACGGGGAAAACAGGGGAGGAAUUGGAUUGUAAUUAAUGGAUGAGAUCUGGGAGAGAGCGGUAGAGACUGCGUUAGACGGCCAAACGGACAUCGUUUCUGUCAGGACGUUAACCCUUGACGGCGUCGUUAAGUGCGUUCACGGCCGUUUGCCCCCGCCGUCGCUGUUCGAGAAGUUUCGCAACCUUCAACACCUUUCCAUCGCAAACAUCGGCGUUUCCUCGCUUGAACAGUUUCCCCGGCUUCAAAACCUCCAGAAAUUAAUCCUCUCGGACAACCGUAUAGCUGGGGGCCUCGAAUUUCUCGUCGAAGCUGGCCUUAACUCGCUCAGGGAUCUCGAUUUAUCCAAUAAUCGCAUCCAGGAUAUCAAUGACCUAAGACCUUUGGCGGAGCUCCGGCUGGUUUCCUUGGAUCUUUACGAGUGUCCCGUUACUAGGGUUAAGGACUAUCGAUCUCGGGUUUUUGGUCUAAUUAAGUCGUUGAAAUAUUUAGAUAAGAUGGAUGCGGAAGAGAAUGAGAGGCCUGAAUCUGACGAGGAGGAGGAGGAGGAGGAUGAAGAAGACGAGGAGGAUGACCCUGGAAGCGGGGAAGUCGAUGGUGAUGGAGAGGAUGGGUCAUUUAGGAUGAAUAAUGGGCAUGCCGCUGGAAACGAUGGGAUUGUCGAUGUGGAUGAGGAUGAGGAGAGCGAUGCUGAUGAGGAGGAGACUGAGACUUCCAGAGGUGGGGUGAAUGGGGUAUCCAGACAAGGUGGAGCGUUACAUCAUCAUUCUAAUGGAUAUAGUGGUGAUGGGUUAGAUGGAGAAGAAGAUGACGAGGAUGAUGAUGAUUUUGAGGGAGAGGGUGACGGUGAGGGUGAAGACGAAGAUGAUAAUGAUUCUGUUGAGGGAGUUGAUGAAGAUGAUGGUGAAGAGGAGGAUGUAGUUGAGGUUCAUGAGAUUGAAGACAGUAGUGAUGAAGAUGGAGUGGAAGAUGAUGAUGACGAGGAGGAUGAUGAGGAUGAAGAUGAAGAGGAAGUGGAUAAUGAGGAGCGAGAUCCUGGGGAACCAGGGAGUACUGGGAGGUUAACGAGUACAGAAGGAGAGAUUGAUGGCCAUGAGCAGGGUGAAGAAGAUGUGGAUGAGGAUGAUAAUGGAGAGACCGGUGAGGAAGAACAGGGUGUUGAGGAGGAUGAGGGUGAAUUCGAGGAUGAAGAAGAGGAAGAGGAUUACGGGGAAGGUUUUCUGGUUCAGCCAGUUGGGCCUGUGGAGAUAGAUGGCGGUGGUGGUAGUGAUAUGGAACCAGUGAAUGAAGAUAAUGAUGAUGAUGAUGCCGAACUGGAGGAAGAAGUUGAGGAUGAAGACGAGGAUGAUGAAGAUGGUGAAGUACAAGAGGUGCCCCCAUCUACUUCUCAGAAGAGGAAGAGAGAUGACGACGACGAUGAUGAUGGGGAUGAUGAUGAUGAUGUUGUGGAGCAUAGCAGCAAGUCAACGAGACGUGGUUAGUAAUGAAUGGUGGGAGCUGGGAAGAGCAAAAAAAGGGUAUUUGGUCUCUCUUAUGUAGUUUUUCUUAGAGUGAAACAGGAAUGGUGGAAGUGAUUGAAGUAGGAUGGUUUUGCAGACUGGUAGUAUAAGUUAAAACCUUGGAUAUAUAUUUUGCCUUGACAGUUGAAAGAAAAAUUUUCGGAGGGAAAUUUGUAAGAAUUGGAUGAUGGGUAUAGUUUUUAUGUUUUAAAAGGUCGUUAGUUCUCAGAGUUUCAUGUGGGUUCCCGCUUUUUGAUAUGUUUGCCUUGCCUGUAGCUCUCUAGCCGUUAAAUGAUCUUUUUGAUUCAAAUGGAAGUUAUGAACGAGUUGGAACCCAGUCGAUGACUCAGUUGCAAAAUAAUAAAAUUUUGUUUUUUGUUUGUGUUUUUUUUGGGGGGGUUGGGUUAGAGGUAUGGUUAAAGUCUGGUUGAGGGAGAGGAACUGGGGAGGAGGGGAGUUUAAAUUUGGAGGGAAAAUGAAGAAAUAGGAAGUUACUUGAUAGCUGCUGCUGAUGUACAAAUAUAAUUUUUUUUAAAAAAAAUUGUUCAUCUUUUAGAAAGCUUUUGAUGCUGCGGAGGGGGGAUUUGUGGAAAAAGCCGCCUUUUUGGCGAGAAUGAUCUUCUUUCUGGGUUGGUUUUGUAAGUAGUAUAGGAGUAAGUAAUGGUGGGGAGGCAUUGUUUGGAUCACGUGCUAUGUCAGCUGCAUUAGAGAGGUGUUAGUCUGAUAUAAGCCGUGUGUGUUUGUGGGUGGUUUGGACUUUGGGGUGGUAGUGUAAAAAUAUUAAAGUUGGAAUUUAGGGAAGAAGAAAAUUGGAAGGGCCAGAUGGCAAACUGUAUUUUUGCGUUUUGAUGGAAUUCGUGGUUCAUGUGACUGUACGUAAGAUGAUAUCGAGCUCCACGCCGCACCGCAAACGCAAACGCAAACCUAGCAAUAUAACCCUUGAUUGGUAAUUGGUUGGCUGCGUUCCAACGAGCCAUAUGGCUAAGUUGGUUGGUGGCAUUCUGAGUCUCGUUUGAACCUUCGGGCGCACCGCACUAACCGUAUUUCUGGGCUUUUUUUAAGGGUUGUGAUGGGUUUGGGUUAAAUUGGGUUUUAGGGUUGGACUGAAUGGUUCAUCACGUGAUAAAUGUAUUAUUAUUGUCUAAAUUUGGGUGAACUGGGUUAAUAAUUAAUAGUAAUACUGCCCCGAUUCCGGUGGUCCUCUCGCCUUUUUACAUCACUCCAACAAGAUGAUUAUCAUAUUCAUAUGAUGAUGAUAUGGUCGUAGCCUGAUUAAUUUUCACGAAUGAUGUGGGAGUCGCAGUCUAAGUAGGGGCCCCAAUGGCCUCUUAUUUCUUUUCUUUUUUUUUUUUCACGUCUUCUACUAGGACUAAAGUAGUAAUAAUGGUGACCUUUGUUGUCUUUUGUGGUUGUGCUCUUACAGCUCAGCUUUUUCGAGGUUGCCUUGUGUUGGACUUGGACAUGGCCAUUUUGAUGAUUCAUGAUUGCUGAAAGCAGCUCAGCCUACCACCACAAAAUGAGUGUUGCAACAAAAGAAUAAAAAAAGCCUCAUGUUAAGCACGAGGGCAAAUAUGAGAAAUAACAAUAACAGGCAGAUGCUGCUCUGGAACUUAUUUUCCACUCCCACCGAACAAUCUUGUGCUGGGCCUGCCUAAGAUUUUGCUGGUUUUAUUAUUGGAUCAUUUUGGUCCAGAUGAAUUAACAGACUCAUUUCUCAUCUUAAAAAUCCCUAUGAAACUGUUACAUACUAGGACUAGACUUCUGGUAUAACAUUAGUGGACAUUAUGACAUUGUAGGAAGGCCUAUGAUUUUAACCAAGC
This is a messenger RNA of Oldenlandia corymbosa var. corymbosa, 3562 nucleotides long. NCBI's taxonomy places the organism in Eukaryota, Viridiplantae, Streptophyta, Magnoliopsida, Gentianales, Rubiaceae. The record is from the annotation of a GenBank genome assembly.